AGUUAGUUGCUUUGUUUUUGUGCCCUAAUUCGGAUUUGAUUUGGUAACUCUUGUCCCCAAGAAAAUGAGAAAGAAAAUGAAGAAAUCACAAGAAGAAGAAGAAAAUUGUGGUGUCAUAUUCAUGUGCAAUGGCUCAACCAAACCCCAAUGUUAUCUUUACCGUGUUUUCGGGCUACCCAUGGCGCAACAACAAGUUGUCCUUCAGAUCAAACCGGGUGCCAAGCUUUUUCUUUACGACUUUGGUGUCAAGCUUCUUUAUGGUGUUUACGAGGCCACUUCAGUUGGGGCUCUCAACUUGGAACCCACUGCCUUUCAUGGCAAAUUCCCUGCCCAGGUCAAGUUUAAGAUUUUCAAGGAAUGUUUACCUCUUCCCGAGUGGGUUUUCAAAGCCGCAAUUAGAGACAACUACCAGGGUUCAAGGUUUAACCAACUACUUAGCAGUGCACAGGUGAAUGCUCUCAUCUCAUUGUUCCGCCCACUCCAUUCCACACCCCCUACUUAUAAUGGGCCGCUUCUUUCCAAUGUGGCAACACCCCAAGAAAGGUUCCACCAACAAACAACCAUUCUGCCUCGCUUACCUGGUGUUGCGGUGCACCAUGUUCCUCCAUCCCAGAUGCCUGCCGAUACUCGACUGAAACAAGUAGUUGCACCUCCACCGCAUGCUCAAUAUGUACCCCUCACAACCGUUCAACCUCCAAUGCAGCAGCAUAGACAUGUGGUGGAGCCGCCUGCUCUACCUCAUAACGCUGCUCUAUAUCACGAAGCAAGCGGACAAGUGUCAUACUUGCCUGAAAAGUCUUCUUCGGAUUUGCAAGAUCCAUAUCUGAGGUAUAAUCGUGAACUUGAGAUGGUUCAUAGGCAUUCUGUUGUAGAAUAUGCAAGUGACUACGGGAUUCCUCAGUUGCCAAAGCAGGGAGAGAAUGAGAAUAUCCCUCGUUCUAAUUAUGUGGCUGAAUAUGGUGGUCAACAUUUGCCAACUACGACCUCACAUAUUACUUUACACUCGCAUUCUUUGCCCCAAUCCUACGCACCAAUGACACCAUCACUUCCCGCUCAUCCACAAGUGGAGUUGCCAGUGUUUCAUGAACCUUAUUAUCCUACCUCAACCCAUGGGAAUCCGAGCCAGGUGUAUAAUGAUCCUCUGCAAAGGCUCUUACCUGGAAGUUCUGAGGCAAAUGUUGCAGCCCCUUCCCAUGUUUCAUUUGUUGGAGCAGCUCCAACUUACCUUUGAGUGGAAAGUGGAAAUUGUAACAGAACUGGUAUGGUUUUUUUUUUCUUUUUCUCUUGUAUGAUUCACAAAACACACACCUCAUGCAUGUAGUUAUGUACAUAUGGUAGGCAUGCCCUAUGCUCAGUGCCAUUUUUUAUUCUCGCUGGAAUAUAAACUUCAAGAAUUUUAGUGAGGCAGAGUAGAGAUACCCUUACUGGUAUGAAUACGGCAUUGCUAAGCUUCCAUGACCUGUUUUAUCAGUAUGCAUACACUCACUGCUGCAACUGUGUAUAGCUAUGACCUAUGUGGACUUUGGCCUCGUGAUCCUAAGAAAUGUGUUACAAACCAUCUUAACAUCUUGGUUGAUGAUUUGAAUUCGUAAUACCUGUAUCUCCAUCUUUGAUGGUUAUUAAGAGUUGGAUUCUAUUGACUAAUAAUUUGAUGAUGGAUACUAGAAUAAACUAUUUUCUUUGCCUUUA
This is a messenger RNA of Humulus lupulus (European hop), 1689 nucleotides long. RefSeq lists its product as uncharacterized. The transcript is spliced from 4 exons. Bases 65 to 1231 code for a protein of 388 amino acids. NCBI's taxonomy places the organism in Eukaryota, Viridiplantae, Streptophyta, Magnoliopsida, Rosales, Cannabaceae. The record is from RefSeq and is a predicted model, not a curated record.